Messenger RNA from Drosophila santomea, 1187 nucleotides. RefSeq lists its product as uncharacterized. The transcript has a single exon. Lineage: Eukaryota; Metazoa; Arthropoda; Insecta; Diptera; Drosophilidae. Bases 41 to 1114 code for a protein of 357 amino acids. The record is from RefSeq and is a predicted model, not a curated record.
ACUCGCACAUUAAACCAGGCUGGCAAGCUGCAGAAACAGCAUGCGUAUUCCGGGGGCAACCUCUGAGUUUUUUAGCCUGGGAAACCCCUGCCCAGAAUCGGCCUUUGGAAUGGAGCGACUGCAACCGGGAGACAAAUGUCUGGAGUGUCAAGGUGAAGGCAGGACUCACACGCUGCGCUACUUUUACAUUAAUCUAGAGGAGCAGCUCUUGAAGUGCGAGUCCAAGAGCUGCCUGUGGCCUCACAACGAUGAGGUAUCCUCUGAUGAGGAUCAGGAUUUGGAGGCAGCACUUCCCAUCAGUGCUCUACAAUCCAAACUCUUAGAAAAUCCGGUUCCUACGCUACCUUCUCAACCGGUUGCACUGUUGUCUAAACCUCCUCCAGAUGAUGACGACGAAUUUAUACUAGAAUUGCUGCAGCAAUUGACUCCUGCCACAGAACACGACUCGGUUGAACCGCCUCUUAAGGCAAAUGUGAGUCUUAGCUCCAUGCAAGAUCUGCACUCACCUUUAAAAGAAAAACCGUGCCCAGGACUAGAUCUUCCAGACUUAAGCUUUCUGGAGGAAAACAUUCCUGUAAACGAGGAACCCAAUCAAGCUUUGAAAUCCAAGCUAGAAAUACCUUUUACUCUCUUAUCCGGCAAAUUAGGGAGUUCGCCCAAGGCAAAAACUUCGCAAACUCAGGACACCGAAGAUAAACAGAAUGUGACUCCACCUAAGGUCUCUACGGCCCCAAGCCGGGAAUACCAACCUGAAAUACCUUUACUACCCGCGUGUGUGAAGGCUAAUGUAAGGACGCGUCCGCGCAUCAAUCCUAAGGGGACUCCCUUCAGCAGUCCGCCCAAAAAAGCAUCCACCCAACCGCAAAGUCAGUCACUAACACCGCCUGCUCUCAAUAUUAUUAUCAGUGUCCCGGAGUUGAACCCAGGGGUGAAUGGCAUGUUCCUAGACGCCAUUAAACGACAUUCCACAGUAGUCAAACCCUCGCUUCGUGGCGGAGGGAGACGCCCCAGGCGCUUGGCCAAAGAAACCACCAGCAGAGGCAUUCGCACACAGGAUGUAAUGCACUUGAUUGAGCAUUUAGAAACCACCACAGAAGCGAAACGUCCGACAUAAUCAUAAUCAGCUGGAAUUUACCUUACUCAAGUAUUCGAAAUAAAUUUGCAUUUGAAAUUAUGCAUGAAACCUG